Molecule: messenger RNA, 7144 nt
Organism: Chelonus insularis
Lineage: Eukaryota; Metazoa; Arthropoda; Insecta; Hymenoptera; Braconidae
Exons: 15
Coding region: 190-3678 (1162 amino acids)
Biological process (GO): calcineurin-mediated signaling
Cellular component (GO): calcineurin complex; cytoplasm
Molecular function (GO): calmodulin binding; calmodulin-dependent protein phosphatase activity
Source: RefSeq, a predicted model, not a curated record
CCGUAGUCAGUAAGAAAGCCAUUACGAUCGUAGUAUGAUGUGAAACGUCUGUUGUAGUAAAUGGCUUUUGAUAGUUAUUCUAAAGUGCGUACGGGAGUUAGUGUAUUGAAUUCUCUAUAAAGUUACUCGAAAAGACAUUCUCAUAAAGCCGUGUUACAGACAUUUAAAAAUUUAAUAGAACAAUAAAUCAUGGCAUAUCGUCAAGUACCUCCUGUUAUAGAUGAGACAGAUACGCCUCAGCGACCUCGAAGAAUAAAUGAAGGUAUAGGAACUCCACAGAGUACUGAAAAGGCUAAAUGUACAUCUGGAAUGAGUCCAGCAAUGAACAUGUUAAUUCAGAGAAUGAGUAGUAUGGGUUUGAGCACUCCUGUAUCCAGUUCUGCUUCAAAUCCUUCGCAAUCUACUCGUUUAAGUUACCUAGGGCGUGGAGAGGAAAGUUCCAGCGGUGAUAGUGAAGCAAACAUUAAUGCUCGAAUGAAUUUAUCUGAUAGAUUCAGUUUCUCAAAUAUGCCGACUGAUGAUUCCCAAGUGAUUGAUGUUAACGAGCAACAACUAAAAGAUGCUUUGAAUCGUGCUCACAAUCGGUAUAAAAGUUGUUUACCUGCCGAAAUUAAAGCAGCUCGUGAGAGGGGGGAGCGUAAAGUGUUGACAACUAUUGCUUCUGAAAAAUAUUUGAUUGAUAUAAGCCCACAAACUAUUGGGAGAUUAGCUCAAAGCUCACGUGAAGUUAAUCAAGAUACUUUACAAAGACUAGCCAACACAUCUCCACCUACUCUCACUGAUGAGAAAUCAAUUGAUAAAUACAUUCAUACUAUUUUACCGAAGGACAAUGAAAGAACAUCUGAAGACUUUGGUGAAUCAAAAAGUGAAACAAAAAGUCAAGCUGAAAGAUCCUUGCUGUGUUGCCAGGUGGAAGAAACAGAAGAAUCAGUCUUGGAUAAAAGUCUGCACCAAGUUUCAGAAGUGAUGUAUCUUCUCACGUUAACUAAUAAAAACCGUAUGAAAAAACAUAAAGUGCAAAGUGGAAAAAGAGAAACAAGUGGUGAACAGUCGCAAGAUCUUGGUGAAGAUAUUUUACGUCAAGCAGUAAAAGAUAAUGUUGGGCAUCUUGUAAGUCCUCGUGAACAGGAGAUAGUUUAUAAAAGUUUUUUGGAGCAACUCUAUAAAGAAAGCAAUCCAGAAGAGUCUCUCGAUGAGCAACAUCAAGAUAUUAAACCCAUAUAUUCUACACGUGAUGAUUAUAACAUUUUCCAAGCUCCAACCUCGUCAAGUUUAAGAAGGAAUAAAUCUGAAUCAGACUGUGCUGAAUUAAAAUCCGAAACAGUUACUCAGUUGAAAGAGAGUCCUCUCAAAGCAUCAAGGAGUUUAACUCAUUUGAAAAAUGCUGGAAGGUUUAAAAUUAAACCAGCUGACCUAUUGGAAGGAAGAAAAGUUGAUGAGAUUUUCCCUUACCAACCAUCUUUACUAUCGAGCAUGGUCGCGGAAGCGAAUGAUUUAGAAAGUAUGAGUGUAUUUGAUGAAACAUUUUAUCGAUCCACAUCUUUCGAAUGCUCUAAUCUCCAACCUAUUGAUGAAAGUGAUGCUGAGACUGCUGAUGAUCCUUGGAUGCCGUUCACGGAUUCAAAAAAUUCUCUAAUAAAUUCACCAACACCACGAACUACUACAAUCAAUGAAUCUCGAACUGAUCAACAAUCAGAUCAAGAUGAAAAUUCUGCUGAUUGUGAUUCACUAAAGCCAAGCAUAUUGGAUGUUAUUCCGGAGGUUAUUGAUUUAUUAGACACAACUUUUAAUGUAGAUGAUGAUGAAAAUAAUUCAAAUGAAGGAGAAAAAUCUGUUAUCACCCUGGAUAGUUCCAUAACAAGUUGUACAACAGCUGAGAUAACAAAUUAUUUCGAUGCAUUAGAAGACUUGGACAAUACAUCUUCUGGGACUUCCGAAGUUAUGAAGACUCCUCCAAGUACAUCUUCUCAUGGAACUUCUGAAUCAAAGAGCCGCCAUGGACAAAGUCUUUUAAAAAAUAUUUUCAGAAAACCAUUGCCUCCAAAAAGACGUUUUAGUGAUAGUGAAAUAAAAUUCACUACUUCUGAUUCCGAUGAUAGUCCAAUAUACAUUAAAACGACAAGAAGACGUGAACGAAAGAAGCAUGAACGUCCAUUAGGUGUGCCAUUUCCACCAUCGCAUAAACUGACAGUGGCAGAGGUCUUCGAUACGCAAACUAGGAAACCACGACCCGAUGUCCUCAAGAAUCACUUUGUCCUUGAAGGCAGAAUUGAUGAGGCUGCCGCUCUGCGCAUCGUCAAUGAUGGCGCUGCUCUUCUUCGAUCUGAAAAAACUAUGAUCGAUAUUGAAGCACCCGUCACAGUUUGUGGGGACAUUCAUGGACAGUUCUAUGACCUCAUGAAAUUAUUUGAGGUCGGAGGCCCACCCUCUACGACAAAAUACCUUUUUCUUGGUGAUUACGUAGACAGGGGUUACUUCAGUAUCGAGUGCGUAUUGUACCUGUGGGCAUUGAAAUUGUGCCAUCCAACUACACUGUUCCUACUCAGAGGCAACCAUGAGUGCCGGCAUCUUACAGAAUAUUUCACAUUUAAACAAGAAUGCAAAAUAAAAUACUCGGAGAGAGUGUACGAUGCGUGUAUGGAUGCUUUUGACUGCUUACCACUAGCCGCCCUAAUGAACCAACAGUUCCUGUGUGUUCAUGGUGGUUUAUCUCCAGAAAUUCAUCGUUUAGAAGACAUCCGGAAGUUGGAUAGGUUCAAAGAACCACCUGCUUAUGGACCAAUGUGCGAUUUACUGUGGUCUGAUCCUUUAGAAGACUUUGGAAAUGAGAAGAAUGCUGAACACUUUUCUCAUAAUAGUGUACGGGGUUGUUCGUACUUUUACAGCUAUGCAGCGUGUUGCGACUUUCUACAAAACAACAGUCUCUUGAGCAUCAUAAGGGCGCACGAGGCGCAGGACGCUGGUUACCGUAUGUACCGUAAAUCCCAAACGACAGGCUUCCCAUCGCUCAUCACUAUCUUCAGUGCACCCAACUACCUCGAUGUAUACAACAAUAAGGCGGCCGUGCUCAAGUACGAGAACAACGUGAUGAAUAUCAGACAAUUCAACUGCUCGCCACAUCCAUACUGGCUGCCGAACUUUAUGGAUGUAUUCACGUGGUCUCUACCAUUUGUCGGAGAAAAAGUCACAGAGAUGCUCGUUAACGUACUGAAUAUUUGCUCGGACGAUGAGCUCAUGAGCGAUGGAGACGACGCCCUCGAAGAAGAUGUCGCAGCCAAAGUCGUUGUCCAAAAAAAGAAUGGUGCAGCAGCAAAUCUACGCAAGGAAGUUAUCAGGAACAAGAUAAGGGCAAUUGGAAAAAUGGCCCGAGUAUUCUCCGUCCUCAGAGAGGAGAGCGAGAGUGUCCUGCAGCUUAAAGGUCUUACACCUACGGGUGCUUUGCCCUUGGGAGCUUUAUCAGGUGGAAAGACAUCUCUUAAAAAUGCGCUCCAAGGUUUCUCGCCGAACCACAAAAUUACGUCGUUUGCCGAGGCAAAGGGACUAGACGCAAUAAAUGAAAGGAUGCCACCACGAAAGGACGCACCACCAACACCAGCAAAUGAGGAAAAACCAGUGAUAAAACCAUGUACUCCUACGGGCGAGAAGCGAGACCAGUGCACGCCUCAACCUCAUUCGUGAGUCUCAUAAGCGUUCAAUUCAAGGUGACAAAAACGAGAUACUACUCUUAAUUUAGUCGCCAAUCUACAUAGCAACUGCUCGUCUCUCCCGGAUUAAAAAUAUUUUAUUGAGCUAAAAGAAUGAGUAACAAACAAAAAAAUACAACAAGGAGUCUCAAAGAAUAAUUAAGCAGUAUGGAGAAAGUAAAUGAAGUAGAAAAUAUGAAAAAUGAAAAUACCGAAAAAUAGAAAAGAUCAUACGUUACGUAUCAUCUUGUUUAUCAUUUUAAAAAAUAAAAACCGAUUGUCGUAAUUUUAAGUAUAAAAUAUGCGCAAGAAUUGUAUUAAAAGUAUAUAAUAUCGUGGUGAAUUAUAAAACACACCAUAGCCAAGAAUAUAUGCAUCAAAUGUACAUGAAUGUACAUGAAUGCAUAAUUCUUGCACGCGUGCGUGAAGACAAGCGCUAGAACAAUGAACAACGCCCACAUAAUACAGGUGUGAGCAUAGCUAGACAAGAAAUACCUUGAUGUACAUGCAAGAGAACACACCCAAGACCAAGUUUCGAUUAAUUUUUGUUUAUCCUUUAACACAACGUUUACCUAAUGUACAUUUUGGAAGCAUCAAAAUAGCCGUUCCCAAGAGACGCAUGAUACACACCUUAUGUACAUCUGUGUGACACGAAAAUGCCAAUGACAUAAUAGUGUAUGGUAAAAGGAUCCAUUUAAAAAGUACACCGCUAGCUGACAGCUGGUCUGUCAUCGGUGAUGGAUUUUCUAAUCUCAAGCUUAAAUACUAAACAAAAAUAAUAAAAACUAAUUAUUUAAUAUUUAAUAAACUAAAUAUUUCCAUUCACACCGAAAUAAGGGAAUUAUGUGUACACCUUAACAUAGGUUACAAUAUAUAUGCCAAUCGAAUUUUCACAUUAAUUCAUUAUUAUUAUUAUACGCCGUUUGGAGCUCAGUCAUUUUGUCUUUCCUCGUUUUUUUGUCUUUAAACUUAUGGAGAAUAAUAAUUAAUGAAUGGGGAAAAAGCUCUCUUGGGCAUUUUUUUUGCGAUGUUUUAGUCCUUGCAUUAAUAAUCUAAUUAUAGGAGCUAAAGAUUUAAAAGAUAUGAAUUGUUGUAAUGAAUUCAUUGAAAAUGUCUAAGAAUUUUUCUUACAUUUAUUUAUAAUAAAGUAAUUAAUUGAAUUAUUUUUUUUCUUUAAAAAUUCAUUAUCAUAUCUGAGUGUCUUCUAAAAAUUAUCAAAUAUUUAUACUAAGAUGUGAACGUUUUAAUGAAAAAUGAUCAAUGUUUUUUGCUUGUGUGUACCUAUCGAUAUCAAUUAUAAUGAGCUUUAUUACAUUUUUAUACUACAAAAUUAUCCCUCAAGUUUUCUUAAAAGCUCCAAUAAUUUUCUUUAACUAUGUAAUCUACUACCUGAUUCGUACUGUACUAUUUUGUCAUUGUGACGAGACUAAUGCAGUACUUUUCAGCUAGUAGACCUUUGGGACUAGACACUUAUUUUUGUGUGAGUCAGGGGUCUAACAAAAAAGUCAACAAUCCAAGUACUUAUUGCACUUGGCAGACCACCAAAACUAGGCCACUACCACACAGUCAUUGCUGCCCUAAAUACAAUUUAUUUAGUAAAUGGAACAUAAAUUGUCUUGCCAUGAAAAAUUUUGUAUACCAUAACAUUGAAGGAAAAUAAGAUCCCCAUUGAGAUCUAGUCAUUCUAGUCUGCGCUAGUUCCCAAUGUUUUUUCUCACAAAGUGCAAUACAACCACAAGUUGAAUCUCAGGUUACUCCUCCACUGGAUUGCAUUAUUUUACUUACAUUUUUUGUUCUUUUUUUUAUUAUUCUCUUAAUUGUUUUAUUGAUAAAUGUAAUAUUACCUCAACAAUUCGAGUCUCUAAACGGCGAAAACGAUAAAAAAAAAGAAUCUCGUGAUUAUAAGUAAAAUAUUCAAUAUAAAAUAAAAAAUGGGAGGAUAAAAAAUAGGUUUAUAAUAUUAAGCCAUGACACAUCGAUCCCUUUUAUUCAAUAGUGCGAUUUCUUGCUCGGGAGAUGCAUUAAAUUUAUGUUUGCACUCCAGCGAUCGAGAAGGGAGAGUAUUUAAAACUUACAAAAAUUAUGAAAAAAAAAUAAAAAACCUACGCCGUGCUAUAUAUGUUCAUUUAACCAAAAUAAUCAUUGAUUUAAGUAAUAUACUUUUAUGUUACAAACUGAAUUUCAAAAAAUGGGAUCGAGUUAAUUAUCGCAUGGUGAAAGUGACAAAAAAUAAUGAAAUAAUAAUAGUGUUGAUCUUUUAUGAUUUUUAAUGUGUGUUCUUGUUAUCGAAAAUUAAUAUGGGCACUGCACUAUCGAGUGUCAUUUGAAUUUACUUGCACUGAAAGUGGACUCUUUGCCAAAAAUAUAUUAAUCUAAAUAAAUAUCCGCAAAUAAAGAAAAAAAUGAAACUAAAAUAAAAUUAAGAUUAAAAUUAUUAGAUAAGUCUGAAACUAUUUUAUUCCCUCUAUGCAAUAUUGUAAAGAUUAACAAAUAUCGACCAUAUAAUUAUUCCAUUUAUUCCACACGUGCUGAGUGAAUGAUUACAUUCCCUCAUUUUUAAUCCAUGUUACUCUUGCCUGAGUUAUAUAAAUAUGAAUGCAAAUAAAUAAUGAGGGAAUAUUACAGCAAUUUAAUAAAAAAAAAACAGAAGCAAAGAGCCCUUUCAUGUCAAAUGCGGCGUAACAAACGAAAAUCAUAUAUGAAACAAAAAACAAAAUAGAAAUUUUAAAUGAAUUAAAUAUUAAUUAUUAUAAAAAUAAAUAUCUCUCACUCUCUCUCUCUCUCUCUCUUUCUCUAUCUCUCUCAAUUCACUAUGAUAAUUAUAAUGGAUAUAAUAAUUCUAUCUCUCUUUGCUACCAAGUUGUACUUAUUCUUAAUUAAUUUACUUGUACAAAAAUGUGUUAAAUAAUAAUAUUAAUAAUAUUAAAUGAUAAAUACAUAAUAUAAUUAUACAAAUAAAAAUAUAAAUAAUACUUGCAGCCAUGCAAUUUAUCGGCAUACGUGUGUGUAUAUUGUAUAUACACAUAUUGUAUGUAUACGCGCGUAUAUCAUAAAAUAUAAAUUACCUAUUAAUAAUUAAUUAUCAUUACUAUUCAUUGAUAUCACUAUCGAAAACAAAAAUAACGAAUAGAGAGCAUGAAUGAAUUUCGUGAUAAAUCGUAUAUGCAUCAUUUUUAAUUAACACAUUAUUGUCCUAAUUUGGACACAAAUGUGGUUAACACUGGUCAUACGACGUUGUGCGAGGUGGAGAGUGAAAUUGAUAGGAAUGUUAUUGAUUUAAAAAAAAAAAAAAAAUAUAUUAAUGAAGAAAAUAAAAAAACUGAUGAAUUAAUUAAAUACCAGAAGGUAUGCGAAUAAAAUUUUGAAUAAUUCUUCUCCGUGUGUAAAGCUACAAAAAUCAUAAAUUGUUAAAUAAAUCAAUGUAAUGAUGUAACUUAUAAAUAGUUGUGUACAUGAAUGAG